AUGCCGUCAACGCCGAUCGGCCUGCUGCUGCUGACCCUCCUCCCUCUCCUCCCAGCAUCCUGUCUCCAGGUCAGCCCCAACAGAUCCCAGUUCUUCCAGUAUGAGUCCAUCUCUCUGAGCUGUGAGGGUCAGUUGAACGCCACCGGUUGGAAGGUGAAAAGGAGAACGAAGGAGGGCGGGGUCAGGCCCUGCUCCUCCGGCUGGGGGUACUACUCCUCGGGCUCCACCUGCACCAUCCGAAACACUUACCCGGCGGACACUGGGGAGUACUGGUGCGAGUCGGAGAGAGGGGAGCAGAGCCCCGGCAUCAACAUCACCAUCACUGAUGGUGCCGUGAUCUUAGAGAGUCCUCCACUGCCAGUCACAGAGGGAACUGAUGUGAUUCUACGCUGCAAAACCACUUCAGAACCCUCCAACCUCAUGUAUAACUUCUUCAAGGAUGGCCACCUUGUCCGGAGCAGCAGCUCCGGAGGGAUGACCAUUCAAAGAGCUUCCAUAGUCGACGGGGGACUCUACUCGUGCAACGUCUCAGGAUACGGAGAAUCUGCCGGUAGCUGGCUGACAGUUACAGGGUCUCUUGCGGCGUCAUCUGCGGCUCAGCCUACCGUCUCAGGGCCAUUCCUCGUCUUCAGAGUGUUGUGUCACGUGGUGGUGGGAACGCCUUACGUGCUGUCCAGCAUCCUGCUAGCUCUCAUAUACAGAGACAGGAAGAAAGCCACACUGACCGUCACUCCUGACCGAUCUCAGUUCUUCCGGUACGAAAACAUCUCUCUUCGCUGCGGGGACUCCAGCUGGACGUUGAAGAGGAACACUUCCUACCGCACGGCUCAGGAAUCCCAGCAAGGGUGGGCGCUCCCCAGAGGGGAUGCCUGGCUGAUUGAGACUGCUUACCCAUCAGACUCUGGGGUGUACUGGUGUGAGUCCCAGCAGGGGGAAUGCAGCAACGCCGUCAACAUCACAGUGACCGCUAAAGUUGUGAUCCUGGAGAUCCCUCCACAUCCCGUGAACGAGGGAGACGAUGUGACUCUUCAUUGCUCUUACAAGGAAGAAGAAGAGGAAAAAUCAACUUCGAAGUUCUCCACGAACUUCUACAGAGACAAUGUUUUCAUCGGGAAAGAAGAUACAGGGAAGAUGAGCCUUAAAUCCCUGUCCAGGGCUAAGGAAGGUUUUUACCGGUGUCAGCAUCCUUCUCAUGGGAAGUCUGAAGAAAGCUGGCUGCCAGUGAAAAGUGCUUCUGUUUCUCACAACGAACUGCAGUCUACAGCUGUUUCUCCCACUCCAUCGACUACCUUUAACCGUUGGAGCCGGCUGAUUAGCGGCGUUCUGCUCUUCGCCCUCUACACUGUCGUCCUCAUCUUGGCUGUGUACACGUACCGAAAGUUGGUUCGAGCCAGAGCUGAUGCCAGAAGCUGCUGAUCAUCGGACCACGAUAAAGAAGAGGAAAAAACACGUCCCCUGGUAUUAAUUAGCCUGUUUGCAUUCUGACCAUUGGUAAUAAGUAAAAAAAAAGGGAAAAAAAGUAUUUUUGUGCAUCUAACAGCUGUAAUACUUUACAAUAAUUUACCAGACCACAUGGGGUCAAAGAGUAGAUUUAAACGAAGCAGGGAUCCUAACAGGGUUAACAAUAUUAUUACAAUAUGCACUUUCACCUUUAAAUAAUUACAAUAUUAUGCUACUGUGACAUUUGUCAAAAGUAGAAAUAAUAAAUAUAAUGCUCUCUGUUUCUCUGUCUUAGUUACUUACUUACUUACUUAAAAUACUUAAACUUUUGCAGUAAGUAAAGGUUGUGAUAGAUUACUUCCCAUGUGUAAUAAUCUAUCCUGUACGACCAACCGGAUACUUUCACUCCACUCUGCAGCUCCACUACGCUUUGUUUCCGUUCCUAGGCAACGGUAAUGCCAUAUUUACGUACUGGAGUUUCAGAAUAAAAGCAGAGCAUUGAACAUCAUGGAAUAUUACAGUAAACAGUGAUCACUGUUUUUAUUCUUUAUUAUUAAAGUCAGGGUAUCUAUAGAGAUAUAGUCAAAAUAUAUCAAUGCGUUGUAAAAGCCAACUUAGUAAACCACAACUGGUUACUGUGUUACUGCAAAUAAUCACAUCAACUACCCAUGAUCCCUCACUCCCUGCUCUCUCUGAGACAUAAAAUACCAUUAGAAAACGGAAAGGUGAAAUCCUGCAAUCUGAUUGGUUGUUAACUGUGGUAUAAUGAUCUGAUUGGUUGUUAACUUUGGUAUAAUGAGCAUAUUAUUUUUCAUUUCAAUGUAUACAGUAUACUGUAUUUUGUAAUUAUAUGUUUUUACUUUUUUUUACCCUCCCCUGCAUGUGUGUGUUGAGUUACUGCUGCUGCACAAAGUGCAUUUCUCCAUUGAGGAAGAAAUAA
This is a messenger RNA of Cololabis saira (Pacific saury), 2380 nucleotides long. Its product is annotated as Fc receptor-like protein 5. NCBI's taxonomy places the organism in Eukaryota, Metazoa, Chordata, Actinopteri, Beloniformes, Belonidae. Gene Ontology annotation, biological process: cell surface receptor signaling pathway. The record is from RefSeq and is a predicted model, not a curated record. Bases 1 to 1416 code for a protein of 471 amino acids. The transcript has 8 exons. Gene Ontology annotation, molecular function: transmembrane signaling receptor activity.